Molecule: messenger RNA, 999 nt
Organism: Purpureocillium lilacinum
Lineage: Eukaryota; Fungi; Ascomycota; Sordariomycetes; Hypocreales; Ophiocordycipitaceae
Product: succinate--CoA ligase [ADP-forming] subunit alpha, mitochondrial
Biological process (GO): tricarboxylic acid cycle
Cellular component (GO): mitochondrion; succinate-CoA ligase complex (ADP-forming)
Molecular function (GO): succinate-CoA ligase (ADP-forming) activity; succinate-CoA ligase (GDP-forming) activity
Source: RefSeq, a predicted model, not a curated record
AUGCAGGCUCUUCCCAGGACGGCGGCGCGCUCGGCCGCGCUGCGUCAGGCCGCCCGUCGCGCCUACAGCUCCUCCAACACCCCCUACGCCAGCACGAUCGAGAACCUGCGCAUCAACGGCGACACCAAGGUCAUCUUCCAGGGCUUCACCGGCAAGCAGGGAACCUUCCACGCCCAGCAGGCCAUUGAAUACGGAACUAAGGUUGUCGGCGGUACGAACCCCAAGAAAGCCGGCCAGACGCAUUUGAACCUGCCCGUCUUCAAGGACGUCUCCGAGGCCGUCAAGGAGACGGGCGCCACCGCCACGGCCCUCUUUGUCCCCCCACCCCUGGCCGCUGCCGGCAUCGAGGAGGCCCUCCAGGCUGAGAUUCCCCUCGUCGUUUGCAUUACCGAGGGCAUUCCGCAACACGACAUGGUACGCAUCACGUCGAUGCUCAAGUCGCAGAACAAGACCCGUCUGGUCGGUCCCAACUGCCCCGGCAUCAUCGCCCCCGGCCAGUGCAAGAUCGGCAUCAUGCCCGGCUUCAUCCACAAGCGCGGCCGCAUCGGCAUCGUCUCUCGCUCCGGCACCCUGACCUACGAGGCCGUCAACCAGACCACGCAGGUUGGCCUGGGCCAGUCGCUCGUUGUCGGCAUCGGCGGUGACCCCUUCAACGGCACCAACUUCAUCGACUGCCUCAAGGUAUUCACCGAGGACCCUGAGACGGACGGCAUCAUCAUGAUUGGCGAGAUUGGCGGCUCCGCCGAGGAGGAAGCUGCCGAGUUCCUCAAGCAGGCUAACACGGUCGGCGGCGGCAAGCCCGUCGUCUCCUUCAUUGCCGGCAUCUCGGCUCCUCCGGGCCGCCGCAUGGGUCACGCUGGCGCCAUCGUCUCUGGUGGCAAGGGUGGUGCCGAAUCCAAGAUAAGCGCUCUCGAGGCCGCCGGCGUCAUCGUCGAGCGUUCGCCUGCCAAGCUCGGAGAUGCUCUGGCACAGGAGUUUUUCCGUCGGGACCUUUGGUAA